This is a messenger RNA of Seminavis robusta, 1212 nucleotides long. NCBI's taxonomy places the organism in Eukaryota, Bacillariophyta, Bacillariophyceae, Naviculales, Naviculaceae. The record is from the annotation of a GenBank genome assembly.
UUGUAUCUCAUUAUUGUUUUGCUUUUUCAUAAUAUUUAAUGAGACCACCAUGGCGACGACCGCAGAUGCCUCUUUACCCACCCUGACCGAGUCUGUCGACUCUUGGAAAGGCUCCAGUUUACUCUCAGUGACACAGAUUACACCGGCAGGUCUGCAAUUGUUGUUUGAUGUCAGUCAAGGAAUGCGACAGAUUGUUCGCACACAGGGAGGCGACGAUCGGUUACAGCACCGCCUUCUCGGAACGGUCUUUUACGAAGCAUCGACGCGAACAUCGUGCAGUUUUCAAGCUGCCGUGAUGCGAUUGGGUGGCAAAUUCAUUCAUGUGGAUGGACAGGGCAAUUCGUCGGCCAACAAAAAGGGAGAAUCCCUGGAAGAUACCAUUCGAUGUUUGGAAUGUUACACCGAUGCCACCGUACUGCGACAUCCCGUCCACGGCAGUGUUGGACGAGUCAUUCAAAUGGCCACCAAGCCCGUGUUGAAUGCGGGAGAUGGAGUGGGAGAACAUCCGACGCAGGCAUUGUUGGAUGUAUUCACCAUUCGAGAUGAAUUAAAAAUUACCAACAAUGACAAACCAAAAUUGACCGUGGUACUACUGGGAGAUUUGAAACACGGUCGUACCGUUCAUUCCUUGGCGAAACUAUUGGCGCAAUCCCAAAUGACGGCACAGUUGACACUGCAGUACUGCUCCCCGCCCGGAUUGGAAAUGCCACAGACAGUACAAGACUUUGUGGCAAAAUAUGACAAUGUCACACAACAAUACGUCACCAAUCUGGCAGAGGUGGUGGCAACUGCCGACGUGCUUUACGUGACACGGAUCCAACGAGAACGAUUUGCAUCCGAUGAUGCCUAUGAACAAGUCAAGGGAUCCUAUGUGGUCAACAAUGAAAUUAUGAGUCAAGCCAAAUCCUCCAUGAUUGUCUUGCACCCGUUGCCGAGGGUCGAUGAAAUUGCCACCGAAGUAGAUGCGGAUCCUCGAGCAGCAUACUUUCGACAAAUGGAAAAUGGCAUGUUUGUUCGGAUGGCCCUCUUGGCGUUGGUCCUGGGGGUUGCCCAGAAAUAAUAAAACACAAGUGAGGGCGGUUCAUCCAUUGUUUGUUUUUUGGACGUAAACUCUACUAUCUACAUGAUUAGAAAAUGUACACUUUGGAACUUACAUUGGCUUGAAUGGAAUGAAUCAAAUUCUCCAAUGUAAAUUCUCCAAUGUUCAUUCCA